AACGUGAUGGUUGUUCUGUAGUGUUGUUAUUAUCGUUCAAUUCCCUCCCCACCAAUUUCCUAUUUGCAUCGUUUUCGAUACAUUAGCUUGUUCGUUAUCCUUCAUCCGGUAAAACCAGAUGCAGGAUCAUCAAAUAAAUUAUGUCAAACGCGCAAUUUGUGGCAUUAACGUGAGAGAGUGAUUAUCUCGGCCUCGGUACAAUAGUAAUAUUAUAAUAUUCAUUUUUCUCGUUAGAGAAAUCAACACAUACACGAUUGAAGCAGGAGUUCUAUCUGUCGUGUUUAACGGUCUAUAAAUUGAAUUUUACAUUGUGUGCAAAUAGCCACUUACGGACGUAUAUCGUUCGAGAUAUAAAAUCAGUGUUCUUUCGGUUUUCUUUCGUUUUCGUCCUCACGCAAAUGCGUACACUUGUAGGCCCUUUUUUGCUGUGGAGGGAAUGCUGACGCUGCCACAUCCUUCAGUGCGGACGAUCAGCAGAAAAUGGGGUCGAAGCGACGACGUAUCAAAACAAGACGAGGACCGCUAACGUAAUCGAUUUAUAGCGCGUCGAAUAGGAAAGAUGAUGACCGCCAUGGCCAGGUUGCCUUGUAAGCAAUCCUCGCCUUCGCAACAGCAAAGAGUGAAUAAUUUCGGAAAUAGUCGUAAUUCGUAUUGGGAUAUUCAAGCUAGGCAUCCAACACCACCUUAUGUUAGAAACCAUCAUCGGCACAUUGAUCACACAGGAAAACGUAAGAGUGCAGUGGAAUUAUUGCAAGAGACGAAAGCAUUUUACGUAAAAAGUGAGACUGUGCUGGAUCGGAAACAGGAACUCAAGAAUAGCGGUCAUCUGCAAGUAUCUCAGCUAAGUGCACCUAGUGCACCACCUAGGUUACUUAGGAAGUGUGGAAAUACAGCUGUACCGUGCUCGAUACAAUCACCCUCGCCGUCACAAAUAUCUAAUCCUGUAACACCACCCUGUUGUUGGGCCACGUGUCAUGAUCAAGAUAGAACAGAUGGGAUUUUGAGUCCUCAACAAACACUGCCACCCGCGCUGCCACCAAAGAGCCCACGCUUAGUCCCUGUUCCGCAGCGGCGCACUAUUUCAGGGCCACCGAGUACUACGAGCGGGGAUCAAUUGCAGACAAAAUUACGGAGAUUACUCAACACCGAUAGCAAGGAGAAUGUCUUCUUCCCGGAAAGCCCAACUCAGGCUUGCCUUCAAACAACAAACGGUGUCACACGUGAGGAAAAGUUCAGAUAUUCACCUGGCAGCUUAUCACCUGGUUGCCGAGACGAUGACCGUGCGUCGCAUUGUACACCGCCAGACGUUCGCUUCAAAUUUGGUCGCAGUAAUUCACAUUCUCAUACAUCUGGCCCAGGCAGCAGAAAAUCCAUCACUUCUCCAUCAGCAGAGAACACAAUUUGUCAUAAAUCUUUGCCUGAUCUUCACACUAGCACACAUCGUCGAGCUUCGUUAUCACCACGUACGUCGACAAAAUCACCUGCUAAACAAUCUGGACAUCAUUAUGGAGCUAACAAUUGUCCAGAUUGCGAGACUAGUUCGGAUUAUUCCGAGCAUAGUUUCAAACGUGAUGCUGUCUGCUAUCGCAGUACGCGUCACAUCAGACGAUCGUUAGGCUCUGGCGGUGGAGAUGCUAGUAGUGUUCUAUCCUCUGGUGGCAGAACGCAGAAAUCGUCUGGCUCGAGUAAAUUGAGUCAUGGCGCUACUGCAAGAGAUUCUGGUGGAUCCUCUGGACAUUGUACUCAUCGUAGUGAACCACCACCAAGGUUACAGGAUUAUUGGACUCACGUACGUAGAGACAGUGGUGCAUCUACUCAACAUUCAACCGAUAAAAAUCGUUCAAGAAAGGGUAGUUAUGCCAGUGGUACACCGCCUUCUGUCGUGAGACAUUAUAGUCCUGAUUCUGAAAGCAGCGAGAGUCAAACUGAUUACAGUCCUACUUGUAACUCUAGAUUCUCAGAUGGUUGGAAGGAAGGACGUGGUAGACCAAUUUUGAGAUCAAAAUCUGAUAUAAGUGAUCGUUAUUGGAGACAAGAUAAUGGUCGAACAAGCAAGUUAUCAGCACGUACACCACGUUCGGUGACACAGUUGGAGAAUUUUUUUGAUCGUUUGGGUUUAGAUUCAGAUAAUUAUCAACUUAUCACUGAACCCGAUUCGAAAUCUUCGUCACCUGUAUUUUUCGAUAGUGUUAGCUCGGUCGACUCAGCAUUAGGUCUUUACUCUUGGAUUGGAAAUAAUCAGGCAAAUCAGGGUAGUCAAUGGCAGAAUAAUAAUUGUAGCAUUGGUAUGGGUAAUGACGAUUCUAAUCAAAGGGUUAACGAUCCACCGAGCAUCGUUGAACGAAAUGCUCGAAUUAUUAAGUGGCUUUGCCAAUGUCGUAAGGUACAGUUUGGUUACAGUUAAAUAAUGUGAUGGUUCCCUUGGUAAGUUAUGAUAUUUUCAAAGACUAUUUAAUUUUAGACACAAACAUAUGUUUUUCUCUUCAUUUUUCAUUCAUUAUUAUCAAUUUUAUGUAAAUUAUUCCAACUUUUUUUUUUCUAUGGUUAAAAAAGUAAUCGUUAACUUUCUAAUAGUACUAAAUUGCUUAUAUGCAGUUUUUUGUUGUUCUCAUGAAUAGUCAUUUUAGAAAAAGGUGUGCCAUUCACAAUAUAUUUCUUAUUCAAUUGCUGCCUGCUCAUUUUUGAUUCGUUCUUUCAAUUUUAGUAUAUUUCAUAUUAUAUCUUACAUUUCUAAUUAGUAACAAGUCAUGCGGAGAAAUAAUUAUUAUAAUGAAUUUUUCUUCGUAACAAUUAUUUUUUAUUAGUAAUAUACUUAUCGAAAACAUUAUGGUUACUAUUUUCUAGGUAAUAUAAAUGAGAUCUGAGAAAAUGAAUUUUUUGAUUCAUUUUUUUCUAUGUAUAUAUUUGAAGAAUUUAAUUAAUAUGGUUUUUUCUUAUAUAUAUGCAUAGACUCAUACAUGUAAUUUUUUUCAUUAUAAGAAGUUCUUUCUUUAGAAUAUAUUGAUUCGUUAUUGUCUUUUAGCGUUAUUAAACUUGUAAUGAAUUUAUGUGUGAUAUGUUAUGCGAGUGUUUUUUCUCACAUCUAUUGAAGGAACUUAUCGAGUCUGAUUACGCAGACGUAAAAGUUAGUAUAAUCCAUUCAGUUAUACGUUGUUUGUUACGAUAUUGAAAGAUUAUUGUUCAAUUCUUAAAAAAAAAAGGAAAAAAAAAGAAAAAAAAAACAAAACAAAAA
Vespula pensylvanica (western yellowjacket) is the source of this 3232-nucleotide messenger RNA. RefSeq lists its product as uncharacterized. The record is from RefSeq and is a predicted model, not a curated record. Bases 560 to 2404 code for a protein of 614 amino acids. The transcript is spliced from 8 exons. Lineage: Eukaryota; Metazoa; Arthropoda; Insecta; Hymenoptera; Vespidae.